Molecule: messenger RNA, 4582 nt
Organism: Tachysurus vachellii
Lineage: Eukaryota; Metazoa; Chordata; Actinopteri; Siluriformes; Bagridae
Gene: esyt1a
Product: extended synaptotagmin-like protein 1a
Exons: 31
Coding region: 184-3420 (1078 amino acids)
Biological process (GO): lipid transport
Molecular function (GO): lipid binding
Source: RefSeq, a predicted model, not a curated record
GCCUGCGCGCAAAAACUCCACUCCAAAUGAUUCCAGGGCAGCCACGUAGAGCUCGAGAGAGACGUCUGACUUGAUCUUUUCUAAAACAAAGCGUAAAUGAUUGCACCUCUACACUUGUGAAGGAAAGCCUUUAUCCCGGGGAAAGGGAUUGUUUUUUUUUUGUUGUUCUUAAGGGCAGUAACGAUGCAGCAGGAGGAUGCGGGGCCGCGCUCCGGUACAGAAGAGUCUCCUACUGACGACACCGCGGGCAAACAAGCCGUUUCCGUGCUUCUGUCUUUCGGAAAGUGCCUCGGCGCGCUGCUGCCCGUCUACCUGGCUGGAUAUUUCGGCUUCAGCCUCACUUUGGUCCUGUUCGGCCUCGCUGUAUAUAUGGGAUGGCAGCAGCACCGCGAUCGGAAGCUUCAACGCCUUCAAAGCGCGAUGUAUUUACAGGAAAAUGAGCAGGAUUUCACCACAACACGAGUGUACAAGAGCAAACGAGACUUGCCUGCAUGGGUGAGUUUCCCAGAUGUGGAGAAAGUUGAAUGGCUUAAUAAGAUCCUGAAGCAAGCCUGGCCUUUUGUGGGCCAAUAUUUAGAGAAGCUUCUGGUGGAGACGAUUGCACCUUCGAUCAGAUCCUCCAAUGCUCAUCUGCAAACAUUCAGCUUCACCAAAGUUGACCUGGGGAACAAGCCUGUGAAGGUGGUUGGAGUGAAGGCCCAUACUGAGCAAGAUAAACGUCAGGUGUUGCUUGACCUGUAUAUCAGCUACGCUGGCAACGUGGAGAUCAACGUGGAGGUGAAGAAGUACUUCUGCAAAGCUGGAGUGAAAGGAAUACAGCUGCAUGGAACGCUGAGGGUGAUCCUGGAACCGUUGAUCGGAGAUGUUCCUCUUGUUGGAGCCAUCACCAUGUUCUUCAUCCAGAGACCUACGCUGGAUAUCAACUGGACAGGACUCACAAACUUAUUGGACAUUCCAGGUCUGAAUGCCAUGUCGGACACUAUGGUAAUGGACGCUAUCUCCUCUUUCCUGGUGCUUCCAAACCGCCUCACUGUCCCUUUGGUGGCUGAUUUACAAGUAGCGCAGCUCCGCUCACCACUUCCAAGGGGCAUCGUGCGAAUCCACUUGCUGGAAGCCGAGAACCUGGUCGCCAAGGACAACUUCAUGAAGGGCGUGAUCACUGGCAAGUCAGACCCGUAUGCCUUGGUGAGGGUGGGCACGCAGACGUUCACGUCACGCCACGUAGACAACAACCUCAACCCACAGUGGAGGGAGAUGUACGAGGUUAUAGUUCAUGAGGUUCCUGGCCAAGAACUGGAAGUGGAGGUAUUUGAUAAAGACCCUGAUCAGGAUGAUUUCCUAGGAAGGAUCAAGUUGGACUUGGGGAUUGUUAAGAAAGCACGAGUUCUGGAUGAGUGGUUUAUCCUGAAGGAUGCACCAACUGGAAAGGUUCAUCUCAAACUGGAGUGGCUUUCACUGCUGCCCUCUGCAGAGCGCCUUACUGAGGUCCUCCAGAAGAACCAAAACAUCACCACUUUCGGUACGACCGCUGAUCCUCCCUCCUCCGCCAUCUUGACCGUGUACCUGGAUCGGGCCCAGGAUCUUCCUAUGAAGAAAGGCAAUAAGGAUCCUAGUCCUUUGGUGCAGCUUUCUGUUCAGGAUACCAGCAAAGAGAGCAGGACUUCUUAUGGUUCAAGCAGCCCAGUCUGGGAGGAAGCUUUUACUUUUUUUAUCCAUGACCCUCGCAAACAGGACCUCGACAUUCAGGUGAAAGAUGAUGACAGAUCUCUGUCUCUGGGUAAUCUGUCCAUCCCUCUGUCUCGCUUGCUUUCUAUCGCUGAGCUCAAAAUGGACCAGUGGUUUCAGCUGGAGAACUCGGGCCCUGCGAGUCGCAUCUAUUUGACCGUCAUACUGAGGAUACUUUGGGUUAAUGAAGGAGCCAUUCCCACCUCACCUGUAUCCCCACUUCCUUCUGAUCCAUUCUUUGGAGGAGGAGAGGAAGGUAACAUUUCAGACAUGACAUCAGCUGGGACCAAGAUUUUACCUACUCGUCCACAGCACACAAGCCCGGAUGCUAAUUUUGCCAUGGAGGGUGUUCUGAGGAUCCACUUGAAGGAAGCCCAGGCUCUCAUAGCUAAAGAUAGCUUUAUGGGUGGUAUGGUGAAGGGCAAAAGUGAUCCUUAUGUAAAGAUCCGUGUGGGAGGGACUACCUUCAAGAGCCGAGUAAUAAAGGAGAACCUCAACCCUGUCUGGAAUGAACUUUACGAGGUCAUUCUCACGGCUCUCCCAGGCCAAGAAGUGCAAUUUGAUUUGUACGACAAAGACGUGGAUCAGGACGACUUUCUCGGCAGGUUCAAGCUGAGUCUAAGUGACAUCAUUAGCUCGCAGUUUACUGAUCAGUGGUACGACUUGAAUGAUGUGAAAUCGGGACGAGUUCAUCUGAUGAUGGAAUGGGUGCCGAGAGUUUCAGACCCGACCCGACUUGAACAGAUUUUGCACUACAAGUCUCAGCAGUCGUACGUGAAUAAAACAGUGCCGGCUGCAGCCAUUCUCUUCGUGUAUAUGGAGCGAGCCCAUGGUCUGCCUUUAAAGAAGAAUGGACAUGAGCCAGUUGUGGGAGCUGAGCUGAUUCUCAAGAAUGUUUCUUCCAAGAGUAAACUUGCUGAGCGCUCUAUAUCUCCACACUGGGAUGAAGCAUUCUGCUUUUUGGUCCAUGACCCCAGAGAGGAAAUGCUUACUGUCAGACUUUCUCACAGCUGGGGCCAGCCCCUGGGUGCAGUGGUGCUACCUGUAAAAAACCUACUAAAGGAACCAGCCUUAGCUCUGGAUCAGUGGUUCCCUCUGGAUGGGGCCCUGCCUGAAAGUGAGAUAUUGUUAAGGGCAGAGCUCAAGCUGCUUCACUCUAAGUUAGUAGAAGGUGACCAUGCUAUGAGUGGCAGUGAAGAGGUGGUGCACAGAAUCCCCAGUGCUGAGACAGAAGUUGCAGCCAAUCAGGAGCUCAGAUACAGGACAGCUCCUGCCCAGGGAGGCGGAGAGGCUGGAGCUAGUGGGCGGGGUCAGGUGAAGCUCUCUGUAGCUUACUCGACUGAGGAGAACAGACUGGUCAUCACUGUCCAUGGCUGCAGAAAGUUGCCAUCAUGCUCCAAGGAAGGUUCAGAUCCUUAUGUGUCCUUCAUCCUUCAUCCUGACAAGAACAGAAACACCAAGAGAAAAACAAGCGUCAAAAAGCGAGACCUCAAUCCAGAGUUCAAUGAGAGGUUUGAUUUCCACCUUUCCCUGGAGGAAGCCGUGAAAAGACGGUUGGACUUGUCCGUCAAAAACAGCGGUUCUUUCAUGAGCCGUGAGAAAGAGACCAUUGGCAGGCUACAGUUAGAUCUGAAACAGAUUGACCUGAGGACAGGGGUUACACAGUGGUACGAUUUAACAGACGAGACCAAUUAAUCUGGCCUUUGUAUGCUUACAUGACAAAGCCAUUGCACCUGUAUGUCUGCAUGCUGCUAAUGUCACUUUACCUGUACAACACAGUGAAGGCAAAAACAUUGUUAUGCCAUUUUCGCUCUGUGCUUGCUCCAGUUUCCAGCAAUACCAAAUGCAUUGUUCGACAGACUGUAACUGUCAGUACAUGCCAGCAGAAUAUUAUGUGCCAUUUUGACCCAAAGGGUAUAAAAUUUGAGAAAGAACGGGUUUGAACCAGACAAAAGCACUAAAACAGUGUACCUCUAUGGUGAUCUUAAAUAGAGUUUCCUUGAUAAGUUUGAUCAUUUUAGCAUCAAAGACACAGGUUCUCAUGUUUUUCAUGUUUUACCGCUUUACAUAGCCGGUGUCUUAAGAUUUUUAAAAACUAUCUGUAUUUCAACUUCAAAGAUUCAUUCAAGCUUUACAGGAAUUUUAAAACAAAUAUUAGUUCCCCUCAGAUGCACUCAGAAUACACUGAACUAAACAGUAUAUACAGUUGUCACUGGGCUGCCCUUAAGGGUAUUUCUUUUGUAUCUUUCACAUGUAGAUUAUAGCGUACCUUUAAAACUAAUUUAAGGACUAUUAAUGGUUAUCCAAGUUACACCAAAUGCAACUGUCUAGGUAAAAGCUACACAUUAAAGAUAUCCAAAGUGUGUACGCUUUUAGUGACUACUCCAGUGAGAGAAAGAAAGGUAGAGUUUAGUACUGUUUCUUCUGAGAGUAUGUACACACAUUGUUUAGCUAUAUGCUGGUUUAAUUGCCUUUGUGUUUGCAUUUGUUUUUGUUUGCUUUAAACAUGUUUGCUCACAGCAUGGAACAUUUCUGUACACUGUGCAUUGACGUUUCUUUGUACGUGUGUAUAUCAGAAAUGUUGAAGAGACUGAGUUGUUUCGAAUUUAUCAAAAGAUAAAUAUCAGAAAUGUAUCACUGUGCUUUUUUCUAUCCAUUCCAAACAGAUUUGAGAUCAUCUUAUGAGGACUAAACUUGUGGAAGUCUUAUAUUUUUGUAGACAUGCCAAUUUAUCACUAAAGGUUGUGAAGAAAGUGUGUUAUAUAAAGAAGAGUAUGAGGAUUUGCAGUCUGUUGAUGCUGUCAUUUAAAAAUCUUUAUUGCAAAUGUUCAAUUAAAGAUAUUAUUUGCACUUUAAA